Messenger RNA from Sander lucioperca (pikeperch), 619 nucleotides. RefSeq names its product mediator complex subunit 11 (gene med11). Gene Ontology annotation, cellular component: mediator complex. NCBI's taxonomy places the organism in Eukaryota, Metazoa, Chordata, Actinopteri, Perciformes, Percidae. Gene Ontology annotation, biological process: regulation of transcription by RNA polymerase II. The record is from RefSeq and is a predicted model, not a curated record. Bases 183 to 539 code for a protein of 118 amino acids. The transcript is spliced from 3 exons. Gene Ontology annotation, molecular function: transcription coregulator activity.
CUUCUUUGUUGAUGUGCAGCUACUUCUUCAGCCGUCCGGCGCUCACGCUUGAUGCUUCGGUCUUUAGGUUUCCUCCUGUCUACGCAGAGCCGAGUUGUGUGCACUACACUGUGUGUGGACUAACAAGUAGGAGUUGUUUUCGGACAGCUGCUGGUUGUGGCCGGUGACUUACUGGCCACUCAAUGGCGAACGAGCGGCUCCGAGCUCUGGAGGAUGUGGAGAAGGAGAUAGCGACGGUCAUGCAGUGUGCCGGUAAUAUCGUUCUUGAACUCUCCAAAGACAAACACAACGCCAGCCUCCUGGACAGACAGCUGAUCCAGUUCCAGGCCUCCGUCAACCGAGUGGAGAACGAACUGAGCGGCCAGAUCCGCUACCUCACCCAGGUAGCUACUGGUCAACCUCACGAAGGCUCCACUUACUCAGCCAGGAAGGACUGUCAGAUGGCACUGAACCGAGCCGAGUACGCCAAAGUCAAACUGGGAGAACUGGGACGGACCUGCGAGGUCAUGCUGGAGCAGCAGCAGCAGCAGCAGACAUGAGCCGAGAAGGGCUCACAGCGGCAUUUCACUACUACGCUGCAAAGAAACUCCCGCACGCGGUCUAACUCGCAAGAAAAAAA